Molecule: messenger RNA, 1109 nt
Organism: Spea bombifrons (plains spadefoot toad)
Lineage: Eukaryota; Metazoa; Chordata; Amphibia; Anura; Pelobatidae
Product: protein mono-ADP-ribosyltransferase PARP11-like
Exons: 8
Coding region: 69-1079 (336 amino acids)
Molecular function (GO): NAD+ poly-ADP-ribosyltransferase activity
Source: RefSeq, a predicted model, not a curated record
CUCAUGACUCCGCCCUUCUUUGGUUUCGGUUCCAUUUCGGUGUAUUGACAGCCGGGCGCUGGACCAGAAUGCAUUGCGGCAUAGGAGUAUUUGUCAGCGUAUCCUGUACAAUGAACACAAUCACAAUCGAUGAAGCGGAAGAUAUGGAUAUAUUAGAUACACAAUGGGGAUGGUACUACAUGGCAGCGUGCGGCAAGUGGCAUAUGUUUGAGGUAACCCCAUCAGAGAACUGUUCUAUCACCACCCAGGACAUUGAGCUGAGUUACAAAACCAACCCAAAAGGAACUGUUCCGUUUCGGACUAACAAGUUUAACUACAUACUUGAUUUUAACGAAAUGAAGGUAACCAACUUAUCCACAGGGGAAAAACAGCCAAUAAAAAGAGAUUCCUAUUCGAUCAACACUUUCAGUUAUAUCGGUGAGAUCGGUUCAAUUUCAGUUCCUUCCCACUGGGAGUAUGUCACCAAUACAGAACCUUUUCAGCUGCUUCCAUUGGCCAAAUCCUCCAAUGAGUUUAAAGAAGUUGCCGAUCGCGUUGGAAGAUCGAUGGAUAGUAAGCGCAUCGAAAACAUCCAAAGAAUACAAAAUAUUUACUUGUGGGAGUGUUACUGCAGAAAAAAAGCAUACCUGAAAAAAAUAAAAAAUGCGUCCAGUAUUAAGGAGGAAAUGCUGUUUCACGGCACGGGCGGCGAGUUUGUUGAAGCCAUAUGCAGUCGCAAUUUUGACUGGAGAUUAAGUGGGAUGCACCGUGCCCUGUUUGGCAAAGGGACAUAUUUUGCCCAGCAAGCAUCACAUGCAAGUCAGCACUCCCAAAAUAACUCAAGACAUGGAAGCACGUUGCAAGCACAUGGAAUUAUUCUUCAACAGGUUUCAUCUUGGGCCAAAAAACCUAUGUUCCUCGCACGGGUACUUGUUGGAGAAAGUGUCUGUGGGAAUGCCAGCUAUAUGCACCCUCCUUCAAAAGAUGGUAGCUUGGUCAACUUUUACGACAGCUGUGUGGACAACAUAUUCAAUCCUCUCAUUUAUGUGAUAUUUGACAGUACUCAAAUCUACCCAGAAUAUUUAAUUCACUUUACAUGACAUGCACUAGAAUAUUCUGUGUACCAAAGA